Messenger RNA from Coffea eugenioides, 549 nucleotides. RefSeq lists its product as uncharacterized. The coding region runs from base 1 to 549 and encodes 182 amino acids. Lineage: Eukaryota; Viridiplantae; Streptophyta; Magnoliopsida; Gentianales; Rubiaceae. The transcript has a single exon. The record is from RefSeq and is a predicted model, not a curated record.
AUGGGAAAUUGUACCUCAUAUGGGAGGACGGGGUCCAUGAGGACGGCCAAACUGAUUCUGCUAGAUGGUAAACUCGAAGAAUUCUCCUGUCCUAUGAAGGUCUCGAAUUUGCCAAAGAGAAAUCCUGAUUUCUUCAUAUGCAACGCUGACGAAAUGGAAUUUGAUGGCCUAGUUUCAGCUGUAAACGGGGAUGAGGAGCUGCAGCCGGGGCAGCUUUACUUUGAGCUGCCCUUGAUAUUUUUGACGCACCGGCUUCAAGCCGAGGAUAUGGCUUCUCUGGCUGUUAAAGCGAGCGUGGCUCUGAGUAUGAGAAGCGAACAGCAAAUGAACAAGUAUUGUUAUAGACCUAGAAGGGUUGCUGUUGAGGAUCCGCUAGCGUUCUUCCAUGAAGAAAAUGUGAAGGUGAGGUCAACAACGACUCCCCAGGCUGAUUACUGCGAUUUGAGGUUGGUAAAGAGGAGAGGACCACCGGCUGUAGACGGAGCAGGCAAAUCGAAAGUGAGCAAGUUUGCUGCAACGUUGAGUGUGAUACUUGAAGCGGAAGAGUAA